AUAAGACCGGCCGGCAGCCAGGCCACUAGCAAUUUUCACAUUUGUGCCAAGAAAGGAAAACUUGUCAUCUCCCUUGAGUUGAGCGGUUGAGCCUGAGCAAGCAAGCAGCCAGCAGCCUGUCCUCGAUCAUAUGGCUCAGCAUGCAGAAGGUGGUGCUCCGGGUCCCGGCCAUGACCGACGACAAGACGAAGCAGAAAGCCAUGGAAGCCGUCGCAGACAUCUACGGCAUCGAUUCGAUCGCAGCAGACCUCAAGGACAACAAGAUGACGGUGAUCGGCGACAUGGACACCGUGGCCAUCGCCAAGAAACUGAAGAAGCUGGGCAAGAUCGACAUCGUCUCGGUCGGCCCCGCCAAGGAGGAGAAGAAGCCGGAUCAGAAGAAGGAAGCAGAGAAGAAGGAUGAGACCAAGAAGCCGGCGGAGGGGGAGAAGAAGGACAAGAAGUGAAACGUGCUCGGUCUGAACGAACAAGGAAGGAAGACAACGGAAUAUACUAUAUAUAAUCACGUAAGUAAACCCGGCCCGGCGCCGAAAAUCUUGACAUUUCUCUCUCAGCUGAGACCUGAGAGCAGUGAGAGCUGCUGUUCUGUCCCCAUUGCCGAAUCGCUUUGUGUACCGUACUGCUACGCCCAAGAAAUCGAGACGUUUACGCAUC
Panicum virgatum (switchgrass) is the source of this 654-nucleotide messenger RNA. RefSeq names its product heavy metal-associated isoprenylated plant protein 39-like. The transcript is spliced from 3 exons. The record is from RefSeq and is a predicted model, not a curated record. Bases 141 to 446 code for a protein of 101 amino acids. Lineage: Eukaryota; Viridiplantae; Streptophyta; Magnoliopsida; Poales; Poaceae. Gene Ontology annotation, molecular function: metal ion binding.